Messenger RNA from Amyelois transitella, 1675 nucleotides. RefSeq lists its product as uncharacterized. The record is from RefSeq and is a predicted model, not a curated record. Bases 305 to 1552 code for a protein of 415 amino acids. The transcript has 3 exons. NCBI's taxonomy places the organism in Eukaryota, Metazoa, Arthropoda, Insecta, Lepidoptera, Pyralidae.
CGUCGCCCAUUCAUUCAACAAUCAUUGACGCGCCGGCCGGCCGGCUAGUCGUUCGUUGUUAUUACAUGAAGUCAGGCGAAAUUCCUGUAACGCGCGCGUGUAACGAACUAUUUCGAAUUUUAAAAAAAACGAACAUAUAUUUUGACAGAUAGGUGACUGGACUGACGAUUUGUGAAACAGUUUAGAAUUGAAAAUUAUUUCUUCUUGGAUUAAUUUUUGUCUUCGAUUGGACUUCAAUGACAUUGGUUUUCCCUAGUGAUGAUGUGUGGUGUAGUGUUUGUUUGUAUGAUGUUGUGGUGAGGCGAUGCUUGUAGGAGAACAGUCCCCGGCGCCGCGUGUGGUGGCCGGACUAAGAAAACUUCGUCCAGAAUUAACUCCGGGACCUGUGCCAACGCCCACAGAUCCUAAUAUAAGGAUAUCGGGUGUACUCCGACAAUAUUACAAUGACGACAGCGACUCGUGGGCUUGGGUGCGGGCGGCCGUCCAGCGCGGCUGCCUGCUCGCCUGGCGCGACGGCACAUUGCCCAGGAGACCCGCGGCCAGGUUGCCAUUGCGGGACCUCCACUUGCGCAUCGCACCAACCUUGCCCAACGCCUUCCAGCUGUCGAGGCUGCGCGACGACACGUCUGUUGCCACAUUUCAGGCUUGUAAUGCGGCGGAAUAUGCCAAAUGGGUGCGCGCACUAUGUGUCGAGAUUCUCGGCCAGACACCGUUACCACAAGUCCGCUUCCUGGACGUGCUGCCAGCGGCGGAUACCAGUCGAAAUCCAAAGAACGAGGCUCCUCAACAAAAGACCCCGGCAUGUCCGCCCCGGGCGCCACCGAGAGCUCGGCGGAGGCUGCUAACUUCUCCAGAAACACAGUUGCCUCGAAGAGAUCAUUCGCCUGCCGCAACGGAUGAGGGUAUCGUCGUCGAAGACGACGAUUACGACUCAUCGUCCGACCGCAGCCUCGACCUGACCCUCUCCCUCGACGCAUUGAAAACCACAGACGUGGUGGACGCGCCGGCGCCGGUAAGAAAAGCGGAGGUCAUCAAAUGCGACAAUUGCAGCAAAUUGAACGCGCAGCAUCACACACUACCGCGCGCUCGAUCUACUGAUUCGGAGCAAGGUCGUCACCGUUACCUAAAACGUUGGGAGGGGACGGCUGGCGCCGCGGAGCGCGGCCGCUUCACGAUGGAGGCUGCACGACGCAAAACCGCUUCUCUAGAAAGCAGAGCGAGAUCUUGCUCGCCUAAUGCUCACGAAGCAGUAGCCAAGUACGUGCCUGUCAGGGAGCGAAGGGCACUAUUCGAAUCGCUGUCUAAGACUGGUAGCGGAUUGGCACGGAGUACAGAGCAGCUGACGAGGCCCGUGGUUGUCCCGGAGACGACUCCGCGGCGCGCGGCGUCGCUGCACGACCUGCAGGCGCCGCCGACGCGGUCGGUGAGCGACCUGCGGCAGUUCUUCGAGGCGGUGGCGCGCGGCGUGGGGGGCUGCUCCGCGAGCCUGCAGCGCCACAGCGCGCCGCCCAACCCUGCGCCGCGCGCCUUCGCCUCCCUCACCUGCGCUUAAAAUGUACAUAUUGUAGAUAUGGCGUUGACCGCCUACUGUCUCCCUAAGUCGUUUAUUUUAAGACUGUUAAAAGUAUUGUUAUAGAAAUACCUAAUAUAAAUAAAAUGAUGUAUUAUCUAUUAA